Messenger RNA from Myzus persicae (green peach aphid), 874 nucleotides. RefSeq names its product membrane magnesium transporter 1 (gene EMC5). Bases 192 to 506 code for a protein of 104 amino acids. Gene Ontology annotation, cellular component: early endosome; plasma membrane; EMC complex. The transcript is spliced from 3 exons. The record is from RefSeq and is a predicted model, not a curated record. Lineage: Eukaryota; Metazoa; Arthropoda; Insecta; Hemiptera; Aphididae.
GGUUCCGCCCGAAUUCGGCAGUUCACUAACAGAUAACAGAUAAGAGCAUUUAAUGUUUAUCAAGAUAUUGAUUCCGUCGAAUGUGAGCAACUCAGAACUUUUGUGGUUUACAGUCGACAUUACUUGCAUUAGGGUUUGGACUUAUUUCAAACCGACAUUUUUACAUUCACAGCACUCCAAACGUCACUGACAUGUUUAACUUGUACCGACAAAUAUUCGCUCUAGGUAUACUAUCGUUACUGCAUGCAGCGUAUUCAGCUGCUCAGCAUCGAUCAUAUUUACGAAUAACUGAACAAGAAUUUGAUGGAUUACCAUUUGAUAUAUUUGUACAAGGUGUAGUUAGUCUUUUUAUGUCAAUGUAUGGCAUAUUGUACUUGGCAGGCGAUUUCAAAGAAGUGAGAGCUAUUGAAGAAUUGGAAUGCAAGACAUGGGAGACAUUACACAACACACCUGCAUUUUAUAUAUUUAAUCACAGAGGUAAAACUCUGUUCUCUAAUAAGUUUUAAUUAAUUGGUGAAAAAAUCCAAGAAGGUGGGAAUGUCUUAUUUUCAGGACCUGGAAUGUUUUUUUUUUUACUUUGGUAUUUAUUUAUUAUGUUGUGUUCAGAAUUUUAUUCAACAACACUACAUUCACUUAUUUUAAAUUUAUUUGCUGUUACUUUCUUCAAUUACAAUUUACUUCAAUUAGAUUGUGAAUAAUUAAGAUAUAGUUUAAGACAAAUUAAUUUCAUACUUAAAAUAUAACUGAAAUUUUAAAUAAAAUAAGCAAACAGAUUAUGUUCUUAUUUUAAUUAUAAGUGGUUUUGUAUGAAUGUUUAUAAUUGUAUGAUAAGCAAGAUUAAUUAAUUGUAAAAUACAUAAAAUAUCAUAAUGAA